This is a messenger RNA of Echinococcus granulosus, 1071 nucleotides long. RefSeq lists its product as hypothetical. Bases 1 to 1071 code for a protein of 356 amino acids. The record is from RefSeq and is a predicted model, not a curated record. NCBI's taxonomy places the organism in Eukaryota, Metazoa, Platyhelminthes, Cestoda, Cyclophyllidea, Taeniidae. The transcript has a single exon.
AUGUCCAUCACUCUGCUGAAUAAUCCAGGCUACUGCCUGGCAAUCGCCACCGCUUUCUGUACCAUCGUUUACACAGAGGCCAACUGCUACUGCGGCUACCGACGCUCUGGAAUGGUUGUAGCCCUCCGAUGCGCUUCGAACAUAACUGAGCUUCCACGAUCGGUGUUCCGACUAGUACUUUGCGAACGUAUGGGGGAUAUUGUCCGAAUAGGUGACUCUAGUACUGUAACAGCUGUCCGAGAAGAAGCAGGAGUUCUCGGCAUGGCCAUAGAACCUUAUGGUUUGAGCCAACUUCAAUUCGGUGGUAGGGUUGUCAAACUUCAGUUAAAUCUCCCGCUUCAAGCAAAACUGCUUGAUGCUUUGGCGUUCGCUGGUCUGCCAGAUUUGAAGACUUUUCAUGCGUGGAGAGCUCCGAUAGCUCUUGAAGGCUGUAGUUUGGCAGGACUGCCUAAACUGGAAAGUCUCGUUCUGAGCUGUGGCUCUACAUUCGACCGAUUCAUCACCUUUGGGCCUUCAUUUAAGAGCGUUCGACUGAUUGGCUGCCUAGGACGUCCUCUUCAAUUCAUCUGCACACAGUGCACCCAAAGAUCUGACAUCAGUGUUCUUCGGAUUCUUCCUGGUCCACCAUCUCAUGGCGGAAUUGUAACCUUUGAGAGUUGGUGGAACUCCUCUCAGGCAACAAAUUCUGUCGUUCUCGGCAAGUGCCGACCAGGUGUGUGCUCUGAUGAACACGUCUGUCGGCACAACUAUGCCCUCAAGUUGGCUCGAACUUAUCGGCCUCGGAAGAUCUGGACUGCGACCACCCUGACGUCGCUGACGACAGUGUCUGGCACCAGCUCUCCCUCCUUUAUCUCCAUCUUCCUGCCCAUUCUCGCCCUCGUACUUACACUUUCCUUCGCUCUCUGCCUCUUCAUGUCCCUGCGGAUCUCGGGCAAGUUGAGAAGAAGGAGGAAAUUGGUGCACCUGGAGGGAGGAGGCGAACAUCAGAUGAGACCAGAAGCCACCGCUCCACCUGAUACAAUGUUGUCCCAACCAGUGCCUUUAAAUGAAAACGACUCGAUCAAAAGUUAG